This is a messenger RNA of Cucurbita pepo subsp. pepo (vegetable marrow), 602 nucleotides long. RefSeq names its product calvin cycle protein CP12-1, chloroplastic. The record is from RefSeq and is a predicted model, not a curated record. Gene Ontology annotation, cellular component: chloroplast. Gene Ontology annotation, biological process: negative regulation of reductive pentose-phosphate cycle. Lineage: Eukaryota; Viridiplantae; Streptophyta; Magnoliopsida; Cucurbitales; Cucurbitaceae.
UUUUUAAUCAUUUAUCCAAAUCCACCGCUCCGCCUUCAGCUCACUCCUCCGAGAAAAAAUGGCAGCGAUUUCCGGCACGACGGUGGCAGCCUUAAAAGCGGUGGCUGACUCGCAGAAACCCGAAUCGCCGGUCCUCCGAUUCACCCGGCUCAGCUACAAGUGGAAGCGGUGGACUGCCGGUCGGAUUAGUGUAGUUGGACCGGUGGCGGCCGCCCCGGACCGGAUAUCGGAGAAGGUGGUGGAGAGCAUAAAGAACGCGGAGGAGACGUGCUCGGAUGAUCCAGAGAGUGGGGAGUGUGCGGCGGCGUGGGAUGAGGUGGAGGAGCUCAGCGCCGCCGCUAGCCACGCACGUGACCGGCUGAAGGAUGCGGACCCACUCGAGGAGUUCUGUAAGGAUAAUCCCGAGACGGAGGAGUGUCGCACGUACGAGGACUAAGUAAUUUAUUUCAAUUAAUAAUUUAUUUGGACUAUUUUUUUUCGAUGUAGUAGAAAGAUUUUGUGUGUUCUUUUCAUUUUUAGUUAGGGAGGUUUUGGUUUUCGUUUGUUGCGUGAAAUAAAAAUAACGUUUCGAACUUUUAACCUAAUGUUUAAUAUCUUUUAAA